AUGAAAAAAAAAAUUAUCACUCAGCUUGUGAUCUGGCUUGCUUAUUUAAUUUUUGAAAUCAAAGCAGAUCAAGAUGAAUUAGAUUACUAUCAAGAAGCUUUAUAUUAGAAUUCAUAUAGCGUUAAUGAUUUGAUUAAUGAGGGUUGGUCUGUAGUAGACUCUGGCAAUAAUCCUCUAAAUCCUAAGCUAUAUUUAUGUACAGAUUAUUAUUUAAGCUCCUUUAAUGGCAAAUAUUUUACAGGACCUUAUACAAGUGAUUAAACUCCUUAAAUAACCUUCUCUAAUCUACCUCCACACUACGAAUAUUCUGUUUAUCUUGAUUUUAUAUUUUUAGAUAAUAUGGGUGGAGGAAUGAUGGUUGUUUAAGAUGAUAGCCCAAGUUCAAAUAAAAUAGUAAGCUCAGUUUUUCCAGAUGCUAAUGAUGUCGCUGGAACGAAUAAUAGAAAUUAUUGCAAUACGGGAGGUGCUUCUUUUUAUCAGUUUUUUUAAAAAUACAAACACUCAGAGGACUCUGUUUCAUUUUAAUUUCUUAACUAAUAACCUGGAAAAAGAUAUAUCAUAGGUUAUAUGUAGCUUUCUUUAGCAACUUGCCACUUUAGCUGCCUUUCUUGUUCAGGUCCUUUCUCUACUGAUUGCACAAGUUGCCCAUAAGGUUAAGUAUAAGGUGGCGUUUGUAGCUGUGGUGAUCAAGGUUAUGCUUAUUAAAAUUCAUGUGUUACAAAAUGUCCUGAUAAUUUAUUUCCUAAUCCUACAACAAAACAGUGUGAAUCAAAACCUUGUGGUCCUGCAUGUUAAAAAUGCGAUACAGAUGUUACAAAUCUUUGCCUAUCAUGUACAGGAGGUUUUUAUUUAAGUGAAGGUUAUUGUGUAGCCACAUGUCCAACAUAUGCCACUCUUCAAGGAAGCAAAUGUGUUGGACCGAUAGACAACCCAGGAGUUGUAUCAGGAAAAUACAUCUCAAAAGGGUUGUUUGCACCUAGAUUUUCGAAUUAUGAGAUAACUAGAAUGCAAUUUACCACUACAGGCUUCACUCUUAGUAAUCCAUUUACAACAUGUGGAGGUAAUAGAGUAUUUGGUGGUUGGGUUACUUUUGCAUAAAGUUCAAUAAUUCUUUAAAUCUAAAAUAUUCCACCUCAUUUUUCAAUACAUAUUGAAUUUAAGUAUCUAAUUGUUGAUAGAACUUAUAACUUUUAGUACUACUUUUAAUUGAAGGAUUCAACAAAAGAGACUUUUUAAAAUGAUUCAUCUGGUAGCGAUAUGUGUGGUUUUAGCUCAGAUCCUGAAUUAUUUAAAUCUUUUAAGAAAGUAUAUACGCAUACUACUUCAGAUGCAUAAUUGACAUUUUCAACAAAUCAGAGUGUUAAAUUCUUCUAAUCUUUUGGAAUAAGAGAGUUUAUUGUUUAUGUAGAACAAUGCUCAUCAAAUUGCAUAUCCUGUAACUCAACCAAAUGCCUUUUAUGUGCUAGUGGAUUUUAUCUAUAUAAUUCUGUUUGUGUUCAGACAUGUCCUUCCAAAUAUUUUCCUUCAGAUGCAUCUCCUGCCAGCUGUCUAAAUUGUGAUGCUACUUGCUUAGAAUGCUUUGGAGAUUAGAAAGAUAAUUGUACUAAAUGCAAUGGUUUAGAUUUUUUGUAGGAAAAAAAAUGUGUUAGCAAGUGCAGUGAUUCCUACUACCCUGUUUACACUCCUUAAUAUGUUUGUUUAAAAUGUGAUCCUACUUGCUUUUAAUGUACAGGUCCUAGUAAAAGCGAAUGUACUCAAUGUGCAAAUCCUUAUUAUUUAACUUCAACUAAGUGUGUGUUUGGUUCAAAAUGCCCAAUAGGAACUUAUCCAGAAUCUGCAGAAUGGAAAUGCAAGGAUUGCGAUCCUUCUUGCAUCACAUGCACAGGUCCUCUUGACAAUCAAUGUUCAUCUUGUAAUGCCUAUAUACUAAAUGGCAAGUGCUUCUCUGUCUGUUAAUCUGGCUAUUUUGGAAAUUAAGACCUUAAAAUGUGUGAAAAAUGUAAUCAAUAGUGUCAAGAGUGCGCUUCAACGAGUACAAAUUGUACAAAAUGUGGUGAUCCUCUUUACUUAACAGGAACAACAUGUGAUCCUAAUUGUCCUGUAGGAUAUUACCCAAAUGCAUCUAAAUCUGGAAAUGUUUGCUUAUAGUGUGAUCCCAAAUGUGCAAGUUGCAGUGGACCAGGCCCGUCUUCAUGUAAAUCCUGUAAUCCAGGAGAGUAUCUAACAACUAAGUCAACAUGCGAGAAGCAAUGUCUUUCAAAUGAGUAUUAAGAUGAAUAAAGAAGAGUUUGUAAACCUUGCGAUAAAACAUGUGCUACUUGUAAUGGACCUUAUUAUAGCAAUUGCUUAACAUGCACAAAUCCUUUUUUCAGAACACCUGGAUACACUUGUGAAAAAACAUGUCCAACUUAUUAUUAUCCUGAUAGUUUUUCAUAAUUUUGCAAGAGCUGCCAUCCAACUUGCUUAACCUGCACUGGGCAAGAUGAGAACUUAUGUCUUAAAUGCGACUUAGGUCGUUAUUUAUAUAAUGGAUAUUGUAAAUUAGCUUGCCCAGAAUAAUAUUUUGAAAAUCCUAAUACUUAAACAUGUGAUCCAUGCUAUUCUAAUUGUAAAACAUGCACUGGUCCGAAUGAUAACUAAUGUGUGGGUUGCAAACCUGGUUUAUAUUUUUAUAAAAACUAAUGCUUACCUAAUUGCCCUGAUGGAACUUGGGCAAAUAAAUAAUCCAUGAGAUGUUCACCUUGUGAUUAAACAUGUAAAACAUGCUCUGGUGGAUCUGUUAACUAAUGUAUUACUUGCAAUGUUACACGUUUUUUAAUGAACGGAUAAUGUAUAUCUAGCUGCCCUGAUGGAUUAUUCAAUGAUAUUGCUACAAACACUUGUGUUAAUUGCCAUCCUAAUUGUAAGACUUGUUUUGAGAGAAAUGAAAAUUAAUGCGAAACAUGCUUUCCAGAUAAAUUUUUGAAUAUUGAAACUCAUAUUUGUGUAGCAAAAUGCCCAAGUGGUUAGUUUGGAGAUUAGAAAAUUUCAUCUCUAUGCUAAACUUGCCAUCCUAGUUGUCAAGAAUGCUUUGCUGCAGGAGAUAAAGGAUGCUCUGCUUGUCCUAACAAUAGAUUUUUUGUAGAAAAUAGUUGCCUGACAGAUUGUACUGCUGGAUACUUUAAAGUUAGUGGAAAUAAUGUUUGCCAGGCAUGCUUUUCAACAUGCGCCCACUGUUUGAGCCCUUCUAAAAGUGCUUGCAUAAAUUGUUAGCCAGGCAAUUACUUCUUUAACAACCAAUGCUCUCCAUAGUGUCCUGAUGGAUUAUAUGGAAAUGAUAUUAAUUUAAAUUGUGAGCCAUGUAAUUCUUCAUGCAAAACUUGUACUAAUAAAUACACAAAUAGUUGUACUUCUUGCUACACCGAUUCAUACUUACUCAAAGGAAUAUGUGUCCCUAAGUGUCCCUCAAGAUAUGCAUAAAUAGGUAAUGGAGUAAAUAAAUGUAUCGAAUGUGAUCCAUCUUGUUUGACAUGUUCAAUUUCUGACCCAACUGUAUGUCUCACAUGUGCCUAAGGAUGGUAUUUCCUUAAAAAUAAAUGCCUUUAAAAGUGUCCAACUUAUUAUUACACAAAUUCUAUAGAUAAUACAUGUGUUCCUUGUCCUGAAUCUUGUGAAAUUUGCUCAAAUCCUAAUGGCCUUGAAUAGAGUUGCAUAAAAUGGGAAAGAAAUCUUUAAUAUACAGAUUUUAUCAUGUUUUGGAUUGUUUUAGGAAUUACGAUAUUCAGCAUAGUCUCUAUGUUAAUAGGAUUUUAUCUUGACAAUAUUAUCCCAGACAGAUAAAAAAUUAAAAUUUUUAGGGGUAAAAAAUACAGACUUAACUAAGUAGCUCCUUAACCUGUUUCUAGCGAUCCAGAAUUACCUAAUGCAAAAGAUCCUAAAUAAAAACAGGACGACAUAUCAGAAUUUGAAGAACCCUAAAAAAGAAAAGGAAGCAAAUAAUUAAACAGAAUCGACGAAAUAGAUUCUUUUGAAUCAGAUCCCAAGAAAAAUAAAAAAAUAGUUUUUUCCAACGAAGAACCAUAAGAUAACAAAAUUAAGAAUUCUCAAGAUCCUAACCCUGAAGCUCCAUUCAGAAAAUCAAAAGUUACUAAGACAGGAUUAAUGUCAAAAUUUGAAGGUGAUAUCAGACAAAAGUCAGAUGCAGAAGUUCUAGAUAUAAUCAUUCCUAAAAGUAGGGUCCUCAAUAUAAACAGGCUUUUAGGAUAACAAAGUAUGCAAGAUGGUCCUGCAGGACCACUCUCUUUGGCAUACAUUAUUGAUGAUGAUGAAAAUAAAAAGAAGAGAUAAAGAUAAAAUGAGGAUGAUGAUAGCCAAAGCUCUUAAUCAAGAUCAAGACACAAAAGAGAGAAUGGGUCUGUCACUUAUUCAUCAGCAAUGCUACAAAAUAAAAAAAUAUAAAAUAAUACAACUGUUGCUUCUGGUUGGUAGGAAAGUACACUAAAAGGAACCAAGGAAAAAGGAAGGGGUUUCCUAAGAACCUUUGUUGAAUUCUUUGAGGUGACAUCUAUUUUAGUAAGAUACAACGAAGAACUUAGUCGUCCUAUUAGAGUCCUACUAGUUUUUUCUAAAUUUUUAUUUUUGAUAUGGAUUUCUUCGCCUCAGUUAAAUUUAAUGGCUAUUUACAUUUUCCUGUCUUUAGUGGCUAUGAAAAUGGUAAUGAAUGGAAUAAGAUUUGCUCUUAUUAAAAUAUCUUAUUUGUAUUACAAAUUGAGUUAUAUUUGUUUUGCAAUUUUAGUCAUGUACGUAGUUUGCAACAAUGUGUACCAAUUCUACCCGUAGCUUGAUUGGAUUUCUUUAAAUUAAGAUCACAAUUGGACUUUUAUAUUUGUCCUUGUUACGAUUACUGAUUUUGUUGUUAUAUAAGGACUUUUCAUAGCAAUUUAAUAUAUUAUUACUAGAUAUAAUACAUUUAGUCUCUAAUAGACAUGUCCUCAAAGAUUUUUAAGCAUUUUCUGCUUUGACAAACAAAUGUCUGAGUUUAUAGUAACGAAGUGA
Molecule: messenger RNA, 5034 nt
Organism: Tetrahymena thermophila SB210
Lineage: Eukaryota; Ciliophora; Oligohymenophorea; Hymenostomatida; Tetrahymenidae
Exons: 12
Source: RefSeq, a predicted model, not a curated record